Messenger RNA from Aspergillus versicolor CBS 583.65, 1650 nucleotides. Its product is annotated as MDR family MFS transporter. Gene Ontology annotation, biological process: transmembrane transport. Bases 1 to 1650 code for a protein of 549 amino acids. NCBI's taxonomy places the organism in Eukaryota, Fungi, Ascomycota, Eurotiomycetes, Eurotiales, Aspergillaceae. The transcript is spliced from 7 exons. Gene Ontology annotation, molecular function: transmembrane transporter activity. The record is from RefSeq and is a predicted model, not a curated record.
AUGAUGAAUUUUUCGCGCUCGAAUAUAGGUUCUGGCUCCGACAUCAAGGCACCAGCGACGACUAUUCUGUCGCCGGACAAUGGACGAUCCACGACUUCGGUUGACGAGAAGACUGAUGAGCCGGAAUAUAUUACUGGCCUGGCACUGGUUGCGUCGGUAGCAUCUCUCACUCUGGCUAUCUUCUUAAUGCUUCUGGACACCUCGAUUGUAUCUACCGCAAUUCCCCAAAUUACGACCAACUUCCAUUCCCUUAAUGAUGUUGGCUGGUAUGGAACGGCGUACUUGAUGGCCGUGUGCUCGGUCCAGCCUCUCAGCGGAAAGAUGUAUACGUACUUCAACAGCAAGUGGACAUUCCUCUCCUUCUUUACAAUUUUCGAACUUGGGUCGACUAUCUGUGGUGCGGCCGACUCGUCAUACAUGCUGAUUGUCGGGCGUGCUAUUGCUGGUAUUGGAUCGUCUGGCCUGCUUAAUGGCGCUUUUACCAUUCUUCACGCAAGCUUCCCGGCGCGGCGCCUUCCAGCUUUAACCGGAAUCCUGAUGGGAAUCACCCAGUUGGGCUCUCUUUCCGGCCCGUUAAUAGGAGGAGCCCUCACGCAGCAUGCAUCAUGGCGCUGGUGCUUCUAUAUUAACCUCCCCUGCGCAGCCGCGAUAUAUCCAGCCCUGUUCCUCAUCCACAUCCCCGACGGCCGUACAGCCACCUCCAAAUCUCAAUCCCUCACCACCUCCCUCCGUCAUCUCGACAUUCCCGGCUUCAUCCUCUUCGGAGGGACAAUGAUCCAACUUCUCUGCGCUCUCAACUGGGGCGGAACCACCUACCCCUGGCACAGCUCCACAAUCAUCGGCCUCUUCUGCGGUACCGGGGGUACACUCCUCGUCUUCCUCCUCUGGGAGGUGCACACAGGCCCUCACGCACUGAUCCCACUCGAGCUCGUUAAACGCCGCAUCAUCUGGUCCAGCUGUCUCAACUACGCAUUCAUGAUCGGCUCCGCAAUGUGUUUCACAUACUACCUCCCAAUGUACUUCCAAGCCGUGCGCGACGCAUCCCCAACCAAGAGCGGCGUCGAUCUCCUCCCCGCCAUCGUAACGACAAUCGUCUUCGCCAUGCUCUCUGGAAUCCUAGUGGGUAAACUGGGCUACUACCUCCCCUUCGCAAUCGCCAGCGGGGCCACGACAACAAUCGGCGCCGCGCUCUUCACAACCCUAACCCCCGCAACCGCAACAAGGAACUGGGUCGGGUUCCAGCUGCUUCAAGGAACAGGGCGCGGACUGGGUGUGCAGAUGCCGCUGAUAGCCGUGCAGACCGCCGCGCCGCGCGAGAUGCACUCUGUCGCGACGGGGCUGGUUGUGCUGGCGCAGAAUGUCGGGCCUGCGAUAUUCCUGGGGGUUUGCCAGGUGGUUUUUAGUGGGGGGCUGGAGGGAGCGUUGGGGAGGUUUGCGCCUGGUGUUGAUGGUGCCGUUGUUGAGGAGGCGGGCGCGAGGGGGUUACGGGGUGUUGUUGGGGAGGACUUGGAGGGGGUGCUGAGGGCGUAUAAUGAGGCGGUUGUGGAUGUUUUUUAUGUUUCUGUUGCGGCGGCGGCGGCUGCGUUGGUUUUUGCGUGUGGGAUGGGGUGGGUUAGUGUUAAGGAUGGAGAAAAGAACAGUAAAGUGUAG